UGCGUUCUUGUGUUCUGGGGUUGUUUUGGAUUUUCUGGUUGAUGUUCAUGAGGUCAUUGCUCUUUGAUGUGAAAAAGGUUGAAAUUUGAUAUGAAAGAUUGGGAUUUUAGAAGUUUCUUCAUGGAACUUCUUCGGUUGUUCUGUGUUCUGGUUCUUUGUUUUGCUCUUUGUGUGAAUGGUGUUGAUGUGAAUGUCACCAAAAGGCCCAGGCCUAAAAUUGUGAAUAUUGGAGCUUUCUUCACCUUCAACUCCACCAUUGGAAGGGUUGCUAGUGUCGCCAUACACACAGCACUGGAUGAUGUCAACGCUGAUCCAAGCGUACUCAAGGGUUCCAAGCUCGUUGUUGAUACGCAAGACACUCAAUGCAAUGGCUUUAUGGGCAUUGUGGAAGCGGAUGGUAUUGUUUUCUAUAGCAUUUCAGUUCAUGGAAGCGGACAUUGUGGCUGUUGUUGGUCCGCAGUGUUCCAUGAUAGCUCACACCAUCUCACAUAUUGCCAAUGAGCUCCAAGUCCCUCUUCUUUCUUUCGGUGCAACGGAUCCAGCUCUCUCCACACUUCAAUUCCCCUUCUUCAUUCGCACCACUCAAAGUGAUCUUUUUCAAAUGCAAGCAGUGGCCGAGAUUGUCAGUUAUUACCAAUGGAAAGAAGUGAUUGCAAUCUUUGUUGAUUAUGAAUAUGGCCAAAAUGGUGUGUCUGCUUUAGGUGAUAAACUUGCUGAAAGGCGCUGUAAAAUCUCUUUCAAAGCUGCGUUGCCUCCAGAACCAAACAGGUCCGAUGUCACAGAUUUGUUGAUUAAGGUUGCUUUAAUGGAGUCUCGGGUUCUUGUUCUUCAUGCUAAUCCCACUGUUAGUCUGAUCGUAUUCUCUGUGGCCAAUUAUCUUCAAAUGAUGUCUAAUGGUUAUGUCUGGAUAGCAACAGACUCGCUUACGGCUUUGCUUGAUUCAAGAGCGCCGCUCAGUGCUCAAAUCAUGGAGUCAAUGCAAGGCGUCAUUGCUCUACGCCAACACACAGCAGACUCCAAGAAGAAGAGUGAAUUGGUGGCUAGGUGGAGCGGGUUGGUCAAAAACCAAACUGGUGACAACUUUCACAUCAACUCCUAUGGUUUUUAUGCUUAUGAUACUGUAUGGAUCCUUGCUCGUGCCCUGGAUGCCUUCUUUAAUGAUGGUGGAAUUGUAUCAUUUUCCAAUGAUUCAAGGCUGCGGGAUAUUCAAGAAGGUAACUUGAACCUUCAAGCAAUGAGUGUCUUUGAUGGAGGUAAGCUUUUGCUGGAUAAAAUCAGACAGACUAAUAUGUCUGGUGUGAUUGGUUCAAUUCAGUUUGAUUCAAAUGGAUACCUCAUUCAUCCUGCUUAUGAUAUCAUCAAUGUUGUUGGAACUGGUUUUCGGACGGUUGGUUACUGGUCUAAUUAUUCUGGAUUGUCUAUUGUUCCACCGGAAACACUAUACUCCAAGCCGCCUAAUCGAUCCAGUGUUAAUCAACAACUCCACAGUGUAAUUUGGCCGGGGGAGACAAUCACAAAGCCUCGAGGUUGGGUUUUUCCAAAUAACGGGAAAGAGUUAAGGAUUGGAGUCCCUAAUAGAGCUAGUUACCAAGAAUUCGUUUCAGAAGAACCUCAUACUGGCACUAUAAAAGGUUAUUGCAUAGAUGUGUUUGUUGCUGCAGUCAACUUGCUUCCAUAUCCUGUUCCGCACCGGUUCAUCCCUUUUGGUAAUGGCCAUCAGAAUCCAAGUUAUACAGAGCUUGUGAAUAAGAUUAUAACAAAUGAAUUUGAUGGUGUCGUAGGGGAUAUUGCCAUUGUCACGAAUCGAACUAGGAUUGUUGAUUUUACACAACCGUAUAUUGAGUCUGGGCUUGUUGUAGUAGCCCCGGUUAAGAAGCAACACUCAAGUCCUUGGGCUUUCUUGCGACCGUUUAGUAUAGAGAUGUGGUGUGUCACCGGACUGUUUUUCCUUUUCGUUGGGGUGGUGGUAUGGAUUCUUGAACAUAGGAACAAUGAUGAAUUUCGUGGCCCUCCAAGGAAACAACUUGUUACCAUCUUUUGGUUCAGCUUUUCAACAUUGUUUUUUGCUCAUAGAGAGAACACUGUGAGCACUCUAGGCCGCGCCGUGCUGAUUAUAUGGCUCUUUGUAGUAUUGAUCAUUCAGUCUAGUUACACAGCAAGUUUGACUUCAAUACUCACAGUGCAGCAACUCUCAUCGCCUAUCAAAGGCAUUGACACCUUGAUAGCUAGCGAUGAGCCUAUCGGGUUUCAAGUAGGUUCAUUCGCUGAAAACUACUUGACAGAGGAGCUCAACAUACCAAGAUCCAGGCUCAAAGCUCUUGGUUCCCCUUCUGAAUAUGCCCAUGCCCUUGAACUUGGUCCUAGCAAUGGAGGGGUUGCUGCUGUGGUGGAUGAGCGCCCUUAUGUUGAGGAUUUUCUCUCAACACAAUGCGGAUAUACAAUAGUUGGUUCAGAGUUCACCAAAAGCGGCUGGGGAUUCGCAUUUCCAAGAGACUCUCCAUUAGCCAUUGACAUGUCAACUGCCAUUCUUGCACUAUCAGAGAACGGAGAUCUUCAAAAGAUACACGACAAGUGGUUGACUAGAGGCGCAUGUAGUUCAACAACCGAUGAACUCGACUCAAACCGACUAAAUCUUAGUAGCUUUUGGGGAUUGUUUCUCAUUUGUGGACUUGCAUGCUUUAUUGCUCUCCUUGUCUACUUGGUUCAAAUGGUUAGGCAGUUCAGUCGCCAUUCCGUGGGUGAAGAAAUAUCAUCAUCUUCCGAGCGAGGAAGCACUCGGUCUGGCCGUAGUCUCCACCGGUUCCUCUCAUUUGUCGAUGACAAGGAAGAAGAUGUGAAGAACAGGUCUAGAACUAGACAAUUGCAGAUGUCUGCAGGAAAUGGUUCUGAGUUAGAAAGUUAGUUAAUUUAAAUCACUUAAAAAGAAUAGAAAAGUACCUUGUAUGAUUGCCAUUCUCAUGAUCAAACAAUGAGGUUUCAAGUUUGAACAUGAUAAUUAUAUGUAGUGUAAUUUUUCUGCAAUUUUUAUUGCAAUUUUGCCAAUGUAGCUUAUUUACCCAUGAUCAUGUCUUUCUUAGGGAGUUUUGCUUCAAUGAAAUUCUUGUGUAAAUUAUACUGUGAUUUUUCUGGUUUUUUUUAGGGAGUUAUGUGUUUUUUUAUUA
Messenger RNA from Dioscorea cayenensis subsp. rotundata (Guinea yam), 3161 nucleotides. Its product is annotated as glutamate receptor 3.1. Bases 296 to 2902 code for a protein of 868 amino acids. Lineage: Eukaryota; Viridiplantae; Streptophyta; Magnoliopsida; Dioscoreales; Dioscoreaceae. Gene Ontology annotation, biological process: G protein-coupled receptor signaling pathway. The transcript has 6 exons. The record is from RefSeq and is a predicted model, not a curated record. Gene Ontology annotation, cellular component: plasma membrane. Gene Ontology annotation, molecular function: glutamate-gated receptor activity; G protein-coupled receptor activity.